AGAAUAUAUACUGUUUCCAGGACUGGACCGUGCACGCCUGCAAAUCUGCUAUGGAGUGUGAAAAGGCCGUGCACGAUUGCAAAUUCUGAGUGGGGCGGGUGAAUUGUCCGUGCGCUCUAGAUUUUGGGUGGGCUUUGGAAAUUCACUCGUCACCGCCCGGCAGAACUCGGGACGACCGCCAGCAUCAUCCACAGCUCCAGCUCAGAAGAGUGCGGGAGUUGAGCCUCAAUUAAGCAGCCAGCGAACCCUCUAGACCGACCCAUUCGACAGGCCGCCGGGCUCUUAUUUCUCUAUAUCAACCGCAAAGAUGUCCAUGUUCAGGGCUAAAAAGUUUGAUCUUGGGUGCUUCACCAACAUCAAAAUCAUCCGGGAUCACUCCAAGCGCAAGGCAUUUGAGGCCGCGGAGCCCGAGAGACAAGCUCUCCGGUACAUCAUCCGGAACACCACCCUUCCUAUGAGGACACGCGCCAUGGCCCAGCUCCAGCUCACUCAGAUGCACUGCUACACCCGGCCAACACAAAUCAGGAAUCGCUGCGUCUUGGGCGGUAAGGGGAGAGGUGUACUGAGAGCAUUCAAGAUGUCAAGAUACAACUUCCGUAUGGAAGCAUUGGCAGGUAAUUUGCCAGGUGUGAAAAAGGCUUCUUGGUAAAAGAAUGGUAUUUUGGCGUUCUGAGGUGCAUGAAUAGAAUUGAUGGUCUGGCAACAUGCCCGGUGUUGCCAUAAUGUUGGAAGAUAGAUACGGGCAACUUGGUGUGUAGAAAAGGUUCAUUUGGCCCCAACAAAUCUAGCAGAGAAAGGUUUCAG
Molecule: messenger RNA, 804 nt
Organism: Podospora pseudocomata
Lineage: Eukaryota; Fungi; Ascomycota; Sordariomycetes; Sordariales; Podosporaceae
Gene: MRP2
Product: 40S ribosomal protein mrp2, mitochondrial
Exons: 3
Coding region: 308-649 (113 amino acids)
Biological process (GO): translation
Cellular component (GO): ribosome; mitochondrial small ribosomal subunit
Molecular function (GO): structural constituent of ribosome
Source: RefSeq, a predicted model, not a curated record